AACGACAUAGAGUCAGGACAUCAAUCGGGUCACAUCGAGACCACCAAUUGGCCAAGAUGCUGUCUCGACGAAUUGCGCGGGUCUCGACCAUCCGCAGCACGGGUGCUGCUCUGGCAGCUCCCGCCCGCCGCCUUCCCACCAUCCAGCAGCGAACCUUCUUCCCCGACGGCAUCAACGACAAAAAGACCCUCGAGGCCAAGUACCCCGACUACCCUGCUCUCACCGAGGCGGAGGACCCCGGCAUGAACGGCGGCUACGUCAACCCUCCCUUCAUCAAGCGCCAGCACCGCGACCCCUACGGCAACUGGUGGGACAAGCAGGAGAGGCGCAACUUUGGCGAGCCCGUCCACGAGGACCACGAUCUCCUCGGCAUCUUCUCCCCCUACGAGUACACCUGGACCACCGCCGGCCCCGGCGCUCUCAUGAUCGGCACCUUUGUCGCGACCUUCCUUGUCGUCGUCGGUGCCAUCUACGUCACGUACCCCGACAGGCCCACGUUCCCCAGGGAAUUCGAGAACGGUCUGCAGAGGGAGCUUGGUGGCGCCAGCGCCCUGAGGGCGAGGCAGGAGGGUGACGAGGAUCCUUGAGCGUGAACGGGAAACCUGGAAUCUGACAUCACUGUGUACAUAAGCGGGGGCAGUGGAAGACUAUAGCAGAGGAACCAGUACCUUUAUCUUUCGG
Messenger RNA from Verticillium dahliae VdLs.17, 681 nucleotides. Its product is annotated as NADH:ubiquinone oxidoreductase 20.1kD subunit. The transcript has 4 exons. Lineage: Eukaryota; Fungi; Ascomycota; Sordariomycetes; Glomerellales; Plectosphaerellaceae. The record is from RefSeq and is a predicted model, not a curated record. Gene Ontology annotation, cellular component: mitochondrion. Bases 57 to 587 code for a protein of 176 amino acids.